Molecule: messenger RNA, 1160 nt
Organism: Marchantia polymorpha subsp. ruderalis
Lineage: Eukaryota; Viridiplantae; Streptophyta; Marchantiopsida; Marchantiales; Marchantiaceae
Source: the annotation of a GenBank genome assembly
GCCUCGACCUCGACCUUCUGCUCGUGCUAAGAGAGAGGGCGACGAGGGAUUUCGCGCGAAGAUUGAGGAUCGAAGGAUUGAAGCCAGGAUCGAGCGAGAGCGAGAGCGAGAGCGAGGGCGGAUGGCGAUCCUGCAGUAGAGGACGAUGCGGUGUGAACGAAUCCCUUUUUAGUCGAUUCCCGGCUGGCUCCACUGCGCAAUGCUCUCUGCAUUCCUGCUUGACUGAGACCUAAGCCGUAGUUGCUCGGGCUGGAUGGGCUUUCAUUGCCGGCUCGAUUGACGGACGGUUGCACCUGAGAUCGGAGUUUGAACCGUGUUCCUGGAGUCGGUUUUGUCUGCUCAUGACCCCUACGAAGGGUUCAUAGAAAUGACGAUUCACUUCGUAUUGCUGAUCAGCCGGCAGGGCAAGGUCAGGCUGACCAAGUGGUACUCGCCGUACACUCAGAAAGAGAGGACCAAGGUUAUUCGUGAGCUCAGCGGAGUGAUUUUGUCUAGAGGACCAAAGCUUUGUAACUUCGUCGAGUGGCGGGGUCUUAAAGUUAUCUAUAAAAGAUAUGCAAGUCUGUACUUUUGCAUGUGCAUAGACGCGGAUGAUAAUGAACUUGAAACACUCGAAAUCAUUCACCAUUUUGUGGAGAUCCUCGAUCGAUACUUCGGCAAUGUUUGUGAGCUGGAUCUGAUUUUCAACUUUCACAAGGCCUACUAUAUACUCGACGAAGUACUCAUUGCUGGAGAAUUGCAAGAAUCGAGCAAAAAGUCUGUAGCGCGAGUGAUUGCGGCUCAGGAUACUCUUAUCGAGAAUGCGAAAGAACAGGCUGGAUCCCUCAGCAACAUGAUUGCCCAAGCCACCAAAUAAGGACCUCAGUGUCCUGUUUGACACAGAUGACAUGGACUUUUGGAAACAAGGACAAAAAAAUGUAGACUUGUUUUUACUGGCCGGUAAAGUAGGAAUUACAUGGGGAAGUGUGUAUUUAUUCACACUGUAGUCGUAGGAAGUCUCUUGAGAUUUGUAAGUAGGACAUUCAUUUGAGCCGCGGAGAGCCCAUGUCAUGUGACAUGAAGAUAGGCAUGCCUUCCUUGUAAGCAGGAAUUCUUAUGCAAGAAUUUCAAACUCCGGGUUGAACGUAAUAUUUGUAAGCCAAUCGGUUGCUGUUUUGUGU